UCGAGGACUCAGGAGCAGGCUGGAUGUCUCUCUGGGUUUCAACCACAGGACUGAAGUGACGCUUGUACCCCCUUAACCUGUGUGUGCUCCUGGCCAGAACAGAGUUGCCAAGGCAGCUGUGGAAGCAGAUCCCUGGGGACAUGGCAAUGUCGAUCAUCUGGUGGUUCUGGUCUCUACUGGCCAUCUGUGCAUCCGACACAUUCCGAGAGAAGGCAGAGGAAAUCAUGAAGACCACACCGGUCAUCGAUGGGCACAACGACUUACCUUGGCAACUCCUGAAGUUGUUCAACAACAGGCUGAAUGUCUCAAAGGCCAACUUGAACACACUGACUGAAACGCACACCAACAUCCCCAAGCUGAAGGCUGGCUUUGUGGGGGGGCAGUUCUGGUCCGCAUACUUGCCUUGUGACACCCAAAACAAAGACGCUGUGAAGAGGAUAUUGGAACAGAUGGACGUCAUACACCGCAUGUGCCAACGAUAUCCUGAGACCUUCUUGUGUGUCACCAGCAGCUCAGGUAUCCGACAGGCUUUUGGAGAGGGGAAGGUGGCCAGUCUGAUUGGCGUAGAAGGUGGUCACUUAAUCGACAGCAGCCUGGGCGUCCUGCGGGCACUCUACCAUCUGGGUAUGCGGUAUCUGACCCUCACCCACAACUGCAACACACCCUGGGCCGACAACUGGAUGGUGGACAAGGGAGAUGACGAGGCUGAGAGCGAGGGACUGUCAGUCUUUGGGAAGAGGGUGCUGAAGGAGAUGAACCGCCUGGGUGUCAUGAUUGACUUGUCUCAUGUGUCCGUGGCUACCAUGAAGGACGCUUUGGAGUAUUCCGAGGCCCCGGUCAUCUUCAGCCACUCCUCGGCCUAUAGCCUGUGUGAUCACAGGCGGAACGUACCUGAUGACGUGCUCCAGCUGGUGAAGAGCAAAAGGAGUCUGGUGAUGGUGAACUUCUACAGUUACUUUGUGUCCUGCUCAAAGGAUGCCACCCUGUCCCAAGUGGCUGACCACCUGGACUACAUCAAGAAGGUGGCAGGCGCUGAGGCUGUGGGCCUUGGAGGGGACUACGAUGGCGUCACAGAGCUUCCUGCAGGACUGGAGGAUGUUUCCAAGUACCCGGAUCUGAUAGCGGAGCUUCUGAGGAGGAACUGGACAGAGACGGAAGUCAGAGGUGUACUAUCUGAAAACCUGCUGCGGGUCUUCUCCGAAGUGGAGCUGGCAAGCAAUAACAUGCAAGUUCCGGAGGAAGAGCCAAUCCAACUGGAUGAGCUGGGUGGAUCCUGCAGGACGGACUAUGGCUACUCACAAGCCCCCAGCAUCCACCUCCAGAUUGGGGCUCUGCUGGCCUUCCUGGUUCCCUUGCUCUUCAGUCUGAAUCUCCUGUGA
Molecule: messenger RNA, 1379 nt
Organism: Microtus ochrogaster (prairie vole)
Lineage: Eukaryota; Metazoa; Chordata; Mammalia; Rodentia; Cricetidae
Gene: Dpep1
Product: dipeptidase 1
Biological process (GO): proteolysis
Cellular component (GO): plasma membrane
Molecular function (GO): metallodipeptidase activity
Source: RefSeq, a predicted model, not a curated record